GCAUAGUCAGUUUCAUUCCGAGCACGGUCAGAUAAACAUGUAUGUUCUGUGAGUGGAAGAAUCAUCGCGAUAAUAAUUUGUUUUUGUGAAUACUGUAACUAAUUUCAUCGAGAUAACGGUGGUAUAAUCGUGUUGCGUUGUUAAUUUGUGAUAUUUUAGCUAUUCGCCGGGAUUUUAUUGCAUAAGGAAGGGCUCACUUCAUACUGGUGGGUCUGCUGUGAAAAUAAAGCUGUAAGUGAAGGCCGUAGAACGUAAGCGAAAAAAUCGGAAGAAAGAGCUCCAGCAAUAUUUCGGUAUCGCAGAUUUGGAAUAUUAAGUGCUAGUGUAAAGAAAUGCAGUUUAAAAUUUUUCUGUGCUGCAUUUUAUUUUUACUUUUGGUGCAAAUUAGUGCUGGUUGACGAACCGAAAGCGUUUUUCCGUUCUCUUUUGUUGUUCAGCAUUGGUAAAGAGCAUCAUCACCAACAACAGCAGCAAGCAGCAGCCGAGGGGUCAAAACGACUACCAGAAAUAAAGCAGAUAAAAAGCACUCUCGCAGCAGAGGCGAAGAAGGAAAAUGUCGUCUUGUUUUGAAAAGUGAUUCAGCCCUACCUCGCAAUAUAGAGAAAGUGUACCGAGGCGAAAAAAGUAAAAUUUGUGAAUAAGUGUUAAUUUGUCAUUGUUUGUGCAACAUAGUUUCGUUCAAAAGUGGAAUAAUCUGUUUGUAAUAAGAAAAUUGGAUUCGCCAACGCAAAUUGCAACUUGCAUUCAAUCAGACGGAUUGAAAGUAUUCUCAAAGGCUACAAGGAAAAUCUGAGUUCAAUCAUCCAUCGAAUCAAAACAUAAAGCAGCAAGGGAAUUUGGUGUCCAAGUGCUAGAAGAAUACGCGGAUAUCGAUUGUUUCGCGAGUGCUGCUUUGAGCUGGGUUUGAGAAAUACCGAGUUUUCAUUGGAUAUCCUGAUAUUCGAAGUGGAGCACACUCUGGUUGUGGUGGCCAGGGGCUCGCGACAAAAUUCAGAAUCAUAGGAUCACUGGAGGAAAAAAACGUCGUCGUCAUUACGGAGACCAACGGAACGGCGAACGUCGUCGUCGACAGUAUGGUGAAACGCACCGACGGCACUGAGUCUCCUAUAAUAACGGAGAGUGAUGCAGACACAGAUAAACCUCGAGUAAAAUACGGCGAACUAGUGAUAUUAGGAUAUAAUGGCUUUCUACCACAAGGGGACCGUGGACGCCGACGAUCCAAAUUUGUGCUAUACAAACGUGGUGAUCCAAACGGCGUCAAACGGUCAAAACACUACAUCGUACAAUCACCUCAGACAUCACAGGCAAUACUCGACGCGAAACAGCACUCCAUAUCGUACACAUUGUCGCGAAAUCAGGCGGUCAUCGUAGAGUACAAAGAAGAUCCAGAUACGGAUAUGUUUCAGGUUGGCCGGUCGUCAGAGUCACCGAUAGAUUUUGUGGUAAUGGACACCUUGCCCGGUGAUAAAAAAGAUGCAAAAGUCCUGCAGAGUACCAUAUCGAGAUUCGCUUGUCGAAUCCUGGUGGAUCGAAGUGAUGGUCACAAAGCAAGAAUCUACGCCGCGGGAUUUGACUCAAGCAGAAAUAUUUUUCUAGGGGAAAAAGCAACCAAAUGGCAGGACAAUGUUGAAAUCGAUGGCCUCACGACGAACGGAGUACUUAUCAUGCAUCCCAAAGGACAGUUUUGUGGAGGAUCCGCCGAGUGUGGUUUAUGGCGCGAAACCUCCGUAGGAGGUGAUGUGUUUAGUCUACGAGAAUGUAGAUCGGCGCAACAAAAAGGUCAACCUGUGUAUGAAGAAACUAACGCUCUGCAAGAUGGCACAUUGAUAGAUCUUUGCGGUGCAACAUUGUUAUGGCGAUCUGCAGAAGGAUUAAGGCAUUCUCCAACAAAGAAAGAUCUAGAAAAACUGGUAGACGAAAUCAACGCAGGGCGUCCGCAGUGUCCAGUAGGCCUAAAUACUUUAGUGAUUCCUAGAAAAGUGUCAUUGGGAGAGCACGUUAAUCAGCCUUAUGUGUAUUUAAAUUGUGGCCAUGUGCAAGGUCAGCACGGCUGGGGUCAAGACAAAGCCUCUAACGCCCGUCGAUGUCCUAUGUGCUUGGAGCUUGGUCCCGUAGUGACAUUAUGCAUGGGAGUAGAAAACGCAUUCUAUGUAGAUUCCGGACCACCGACCUACUGCUUUAAUCCUUGCGGUCAUAUGGCAACAGAGAAAACUGUCAAAUAUUGGGCUAAUGUAGACAUACCUCACGGCACAAACGGCUUCCAAGCGGUAUGUCCAUUUUGCGCCACGCCUCUACAAGGAUCUCCGGGCUACAUAAAACUUAUUUUCCAAGAUAACUUAGAUUAACUUGCGUUCCAAAUAUUCCUUUAACUUACCCAUCCCUCCCCCUUGUCACAUUGAAAUCCCCUUUCCUCAAACAAUUCACACACUAAAGUCGAAUAAUAUACAAAACGAGCAACUGAUUCGCGUAUAGUUUCUGAUAAUGUAAUUGUUAGUAUAUUUUUAAUCAAUUUAUUUUUAAAAUAAUUAUGGAAACCAAUCGAAAAAAAGAAACAAAUUGAGCAAAAAUAAUAAUUUUGAACUAAUGUCUCAAUUGAAACACUGUAAGACCACAUCAGUUGUGAGUGCGAUGGAAUAGACACAAUAAUCACGCUUGCGCUAAGUUACUAUGUACAAUGGCUAUAGCCAACGUGAAAAAAACGUAUUGGCUAUCACCAAGUGAGUUGUUAUCAAAAAAAUGUGAAGGCAGAAAGACGUGCGGUCUUGUAACUGAGUUCGUUGUUCACUAUUGUUCUAGGAUCUAAACACACAAAGAUACAGUCACAACAACAACAACAAAAAUCAGGAGUCGCAUAUUCUCCUUUCGCUAUAAACUAAAAUUUGAAAAAUCAGAAGUUUCUCGCAGAUCAGCAGCAUAACAGUUAUGCCUUUAGAAAAAAGAAAACGAACGUUGAUCGUUUGUUGGCGAAAAAAUAAGUUGAUUGUGAGUUGCAUUUCACUUGAGUAAAUAAUUGGUGAUCAUAGCUUUCUUGUUUGAAAUAGUGGAAGUAAUGUGCAUUUUAAGUAAUGUUGAAUGACUUUUUUUAAGUAUUUUCUGACGUUUGGCCAAGUACUGUCUAAGUAAUGUUUUCGUUCGAUUUCAUGUAUUUCCAAAAUUAGGAACGAUUUUGAAUAGAGUGUAGAGAAAAGUCUAUGUUUAAACGCGCAUCUUAUUUAAAUCAAUAUUGUGUAUAAAGUAUAUUAAGUAUAAAAAGUCUUAGCAAAAAAGCGUGUGUGUGAUGUAAGGAUAA
Molecule: messenger RNA, 3289 nt
Organism: Aedes aegypti (yellow fever mosquito)
Lineage: Eukaryota; Metazoa; Arthropoda; Insecta; Diptera; Culicidae
Gene: Pli
Product: protein pellino
Exons: 9
Coding region: 1074-2345 (423 amino acids)
Biological process (GO): regulation of Toll signaling pathway; protein polyubiquitination
Molecular function (GO): ubiquitin protein ligase activity; protein binding
Source: RefSeq, a predicted model, not a curated record